AUGUUGGAGCUAACCACGAAGCUUCUUGGGACAGAGACUGAGAAUCAUAUUGCUCUUCAUGAAGAUAAGAAAUACAAUCCUACUCCAGUCAAGGAACUUAGGCCAAAACGAGUAUCACAUGAGACUGAAGCAUCUCUAUACCCUCAAAUGAUAGGUCAUUGUGAACAAGCUAACCAUGUGUGGAAACCUGGUGGAGUCAUGGGUGUGGCUAUGUGUAUUUCAAAAGAGACAUUGGCAUGUGGCCCAUAA
Arabis nemorensis is the source of this 249-nucleotide messenger RNA. NCBI's taxonomy places the organism in Eukaryota, Viridiplantae, Streptophyta, Magnoliopsida, Brassicales, Brassicaceae. The record is from the annotation of a GenBank genome assembly.